CUCAGCGUUGCAGCCUUGCUGAAUAAAGUUUGACAGAUCAGUGUUAACGAGCGGUUGAUCCUUUGAUCCGAAAAUAGACCAGAAAACGGACUGCCUGAAAAUGAUGCUGAGUCCGGAUCAGCCCGACCCCGAUCUGCCUUGGGGGCAGCCCGACACAGAGACUCUGAUGAACGGCAUCAAGAUGGAGUGCGCCCCCCUGUUAGCGGAGCCCGCAGAGAGCGAGGGUAAGGCGCGCUCUCUGUCGGUGCCUUCGCUCAGCAGGGAAGAGAAGAGGAGACGGCGGCGCGCCACAGCCAAGUACCGGUCCGCGCACGCCACGAGGGAGCGCAUCCGCGUGGAAGCCUUCAACGUUGCUUUCGCAGAGCUGAGGAAACUUCUCCCCACACUUCCACCUGACAAGAAGCUGUCAAAGAUCGAGAUCCUCCGGCUUGCGAUCUGCUACAUCUCGUACCUCAACCAUGUGCUGGAUGCGUAGGAUACACGUCAGGAAUGGGCAUAUCAGUGAGAGCUGACUUACCAUGGAGGCUGGAAAAGGCGAACAGCAUUAUGUCCAUAGUGGUUCCACAUUAUAUGUCCUGGGUGAGACUUAAAUGAGUCGCCCAUAGAUGCGGUGCUUCUGAUUCACCUUAAACCAAAUUUGCAGUGACUGGAAAUGCAAUAAUGUUGGAACGUUCUACUCCAAAAAGACCUAGUAGCCUACAAUUGAAAGCUAGUGCUAUAGCCUAUAAUAGC
Molecule: messenger RNA, 732 nt
Organism: Esox lucius (northern pike)
Lineage: Eukaryota; Metazoa; Chordata; Actinopteri; Esociformes; Esocidae
Product: helix-loop-helix protein 2-like
Exons: 2
Coding region: 101-475 (124 amino acids)
Biological process (GO): regulation of transcription by RNA polymerase II
Molecular function (GO): DNA-binding transcription factor activity, RNA polymerase II-specific; RNA polymerase II cis-regulatory region sequence-specific DNA binding; protein dimerization activity
Source: RefSeq, a predicted model, not a curated record